Molecule: messenger RNA, 3204 nt
Organism: Kluyveromyces lactis
Lineage: Eukaryota; Fungi; Ascomycota; Saccharomycetes; Saccharomycetales; Saccharomycetaceae
Gene: NUT1
Product: Nut1p
Exons: 1
Coding region: 1-3204 (1067 amino acids)
Biological process (GO): regulation of transcription by RNA polymerase II
Cellular component (GO): mediator complex
Molecular function (GO): transcription coregulator activity
Source: RefSeq, a predicted model, not a curated record
AUGGAAUCUGUGAGUCAAUUGGUAAGUAAUUGUGCCAGUAGAGGUAUUCCUGCGCAACAAUUUCUCAACUUUUAUCAUGAACUUAUCAAUGAAAAAUACGGUGCUAGCCUAAAUGCCGGUAACGAAGAGCGUGAGUCGGAGUCCAGAAAGCAGGUGUUUGAGGAUGUCUCUCGAGAACUUGUCCAAGCGUUUCAUUCUAGUGAAGAUGCUAUACUUUUAGCGGAGUAUAUGGUACAUUUAUUAUUCAUAAAUUAUGAUACAUAUUUGAGUUCGGCGCUCUUACCACAGGUUUACUCGAUCCAAUCGGAGACUCUUUUAAUGCAUUUCCAUAGUCUUGCAGCAUCUUUCAUUGGAAAACUAGAAGACAAGUUGAUCAAAGAACAAAUGAGGCAAGAUUUAUCUACAUUCAUCUUAUCAUCAUGUCUUCAGUGCGACAUGAGUACUUUCAAUAACCAGCUCUUUAUCUCUAUUGUCAAGUAUUUGCAGGCACUCUUGACUUUGAUAGAUGAUAGUAUUGACAUCGAAAUGGACAAAGAUAAUUUAAAGCUAGCUGUAACUUCUUUGUUAACAAGGACUACUAAAUUGAAUAGAAUCUUAGGGAAGCGUAUUGGACGAGAAUUUGAGACAAAAUUAAACCUUUCACUGAGUGCAAAGCUCGCUAUGGUGAAUUCACCUCAAAUAUUCUCUCCUUCAAGUGGUGCUACCCGCUUUGCAGGAACUCCUGGCUCUACCAAGCCGAUGGAUCUCGCCCUUUCUGCUACAUCUUCAACCUCCAAUAAGAUACAAGAUUUGAAACUGAUACGAUUUUACAAAAACUUAUGGCUCAACAAUAAGAUUCAUCAUUUCAACACUUCAGAUUCUCAAUUGCUCGAGAAAUUCAGCUCAAUAAAUUCUCGGUUGUCGUCUUCCCUAGCGGAAGAGCACUUGAUUCAAGAGCAAAUCACUGAUCUAAUUGAAACCACAUAUACGUCAUUCGCUCAGUUGGUUAAUAAUAAAUUAUAUCAUCAAACCAACACAAAUUUCAACCUUCUUGAAAGAAAAUACGUUCAUUUCAUUACAAAAAGAUUACCAUUGAUUAUCAAAGACUUCUUACCACAAAAUCCAUCGGUAAUUGUCAACUCACUACAAAACAUCGAUGAAAAGGUUAAAAAAGCUAUUAAAUCUUAUUAUUCGAAUAAAAAUGAUUCCCCUGAGAGAAAUGAGGACUUAUUUGAUGAUUAUUCCGGGAACAAUUUUGAUAUUAGACAUGAUUUCUUGAAAAAUCUGAUAAUGUUGAAUCUAAGGCCGCCCAGUGUAUUGAACGAGUUCUUGCGAGAAGAUCAAAUGGUGGAUGUCAAAACAUUGAAAACGGAUGACUCGUUGGUCAUUGUGAACUCACAGGGCGUGCAAGAAAAAGUGAGCGACGUCCAAGAAGCUUUAAAGUCACUAAUCGCAGAUUUGGACAUAGAAAACCAAUACGUUGCAAAUGGCAAUAACUACCGUUUCUCUCCAGAUAACGCACUCCUGAAGCUUCUUAUGUCAUUCGACACUAUAGCACCCACCAAGCAGGUUGAAAUCGCAAACGCCUUUCUUCAGAUACUACAAAAGGCUACAGACACCUCGGACUUAAAAACACUAGGAAAAGUUCUUUGGAUACUAACGUCAAAUGUGGGACAUUCUACCACUUCAAUGCUCUGCUGCAUCUCGCCAGGUCCAUUUAUCAAUGCAGUAGUUAAGUUCCUAGAAAAGCAACAAAGGAAUUCCACAGUAUCGAGCUCUGAUGAACCAGAUUUUGAUUCUCUUCAUAGUUAUGUCACAUAUGGGAUGGCUCUAUCAUUUGUUGUUUUUCUGAAGACUACAUAUGACUUUGAUAUUGAACCUUUUAUUCAAAAUUUCGAAGAAUCAUACACUUUGAAGUUCCUUUCUUCAAUUGAAGACAUUUCGGAUAUCUUUGUGUUACAGAAUGAAUCGGCAGAAGGAUCCAAAUUAUAUCUUCAAAACUGGUUACGAGACCUUUUCAUUAAUGGAUCAAUCAGUGACUCUCAAAUGAAGAACACCAAUGUUAAAGAUCUCAUCAAUCUUAUUCCAUUUAUCUUUAAACAAAGCGUAAUUGCUGUCCAGGCAGGUGUUGUGUCAAAUAUUCUGAAUUUGACUAGCGGCUUUGAAUAUUUCUUACAACCGUUCCUUAUGCCAGGAUUGAUAAAAAUUAUGUUCUGGUUAGAGUACUAUCUACAUUCUUUGAAAAAUAAUAAUCCGCCUUCUCAGAUAUUGAGUUCCUGUUGGGAGCUUAUCAACAUAUUGAUAUGUCCGCCUUCAUUAGACGAUGAUGCAAAAGGUUUGCAUUUCAUGAUCUUGAAACUUAAUUGCGUCAGACUGCUCAACGUUUUGUACUUAUUCAGGAAUGAUGAAAGUAACUCCAGUCAGUAUGGUGUAUACGCAGCACAUGAGUCGAUUGAUCCUAAGUUGGAGGCAGUGAUAUCCAAGUUGGAAUACAUUGCCUCAAUUUCUAACAUUUAUGACGUUGACACUAAAUGCUAUGAAACCACAAAAGAAGUAUACUCGCAUGGUACUCUGUUCUCCAAUAAAAUACCAGUUACUAAUGAACACCCCAUUGAUAUUAUAAUGACGAACCAACUUAAUUCAUUUUGGAAUCUACACAGUAGUACGUACUAUAACUAUGAUUAUCUGCUGGAGUUGAUAAAACUUAUUACGCCGGAGAAGUUUUUAGUGGAUUCGAUAAGAACAUUGACCUAUAAGGUGGCAGCAUAUGGUAUUCCUGGUGUUCAAGGGAAACUAAACACAUCAGCUAUUGAACAGGUAGCAAACUUCCUCGCUUACUUCAUGAUUUUGCAUGAUGUUCAAACGGAAGAACAAAGACUUGCCCUUCUUAAUUACAUAGAAUCUGGUGUCAUUGUCUCAAAGGAAACUGAAACUAAACAAGAACCAGAAACUAAGUUAGAUGAUGACUUUGACAUGUUGUUCGGUGAACCGUUCAACAAUACCUUGGAUGAAACGUCCUUAGUGUUUUCGCAAAACGAGCAACCAAAGUCCUACAGCUCAUCAGUCUUUCCUGUGUUGCAUGACACUUUUGGUGUGGUAAUAGCAGAAAUGAAAAAGAGAUAUGAUACUAGUAAAAACAAUGGACUCCUCUCCGAAGCAGCGUAUGAAAAUGCAACGACAUUUAUAAGAAAAUAUGUAGAGAAUUUGAAAAAUUCGGUUGUAUAA